AUGUGUUUUGAUUCUUCAGCUGUUAGAAGAGAGCAACAACCUGCUAAAAGCAGAGGCACAGGCAGAGGCACUGGCAUUGGCAAUGGUAGAGGCAUUGGUAGAGGAACUGGUAGAGGCACUGGCAGAGGCACUGGCACUAGUAGAGGCAUUGGUAAAGGCACCGGAGGUGUAUCAAGUCAGCAACCUGAUCAACCAAGGGCUAUGGGAGAUUCAAUAUCAACAGGAAGACAAAAAAGGACCAAGAUUGUAGGAUAUGGCAUCUAUACAAAUGCAAGUGGUAGUCAAACCUUUAAUCCUGGUACUUUAGGAGAAAGAGUUAUCACUCCAGAAGUUUACAAGGAUGCAGCUCCAACAAAUAUUGAUAUUGGUUAUAAGACUCGAGGACUCAAGUGGAAUGGUGGAGAUGUUGUCAUAGCUUCACAGUUGCAACGUAUUAGUCAGUCAAGAAAAAACAAACGUGGAACAUCUAGUGCACCAAAAAAUGCCUAA
Molecule: messenger RNA, 489 nt
Organism: Solanum stenotomum
Lineage: Eukaryota; Viridiplantae; Streptophyta; Magnoliopsida; Solanales; Solanaceae
Exons: 3
Coding region: 1-489 (162 amino acids)
Source: RefSeq, a predicted model, not a curated record